CUUCCCUCUCGCACCUCUUCCGAGUUCCCUAUAAUUUCUAUUAAUAUUGCACUGGACCCCGAGACUCCCAAGAUAGGAGGGCAUAUCACCUUCAUCCCAAGAGGAGACACCAACACCCUCAGCACCUGCAGCUGGUUUAGAGGGGGCGAUGACCACGCUAAGCCGAUCGUGACCUAUAGCCCACCCCCUCUGUCUAAGCUGACCUUCAAAGAUGGCUCCACAGGACGAGAAUUUCUUAACUCGGAUUGUUCCCUGCAUAUCAAAAAUCUGACCGCUGAGGAUGCGGGCUUUUACAAAGGAGUGAUGGAGGAGGACAAAGAGAAGAAAGUGGGGAAAGUGUAUUUGAAUAUUCAGGGACGAACUACCGGGAAAGCAAAACAGCUUUCUGCAGGAGGCAUCAUAGGAAUUGCAGUGUCUUCAUUUUUCGUGGUCUCAAUGUUUGUAGUCCUGACUGCUUAUCGGAUGAUCAGUUCUUCUCGAAGUAGUAUUUCUCAACCUGUCCCAGCCACCAGCGUGAUGGCUGUAGCAUCAGCUCCAGCUGCAGCCCCGGCACCAGCCCCAGUACCAGCACCAACACAAGCAGCAAAGAAAACAACGGCCCCCAAGCGUAAGGCAGGACGUGGAGGUACCGCACAGCGAGGGAAGAAAGUUGCAGGCAGAGGUGGCGCAAGAACUGCCCCCAGGAGAGGACGGUAAAAAGAAGAGAUCGCAUCCAGACCUUCAGCCUUCAAGAACAAAAAUGGAUCCCUUUUGGUCAAUAAGGAAAAAAAAAAACACCUCUUUCGACUUGCAAAUCUUUAUCUAUCCCUUCCUGUGGCCAAACUGACAGCAGAUUCUCACAGCUCUCCUGAUCCCACUAGGAUCUGGGGAGGG
Molecule: messenger RNA, 873 nt
Organism: Crotalus tigris (Tiger rattlesnake)
Lineage: Eukaryota; Metazoa; Chordata; Lepidosauria; Squamata; Viperidae
Product: atrochrysone carboxylic acid synthase-like
Exons: 5
Coding region: 304-696 (130 amino acids)
Source: RefSeq, a predicted model, not a curated record